Messenger RNA from Phyllotreta striolata, 141 nucleotides. Lineage: Eukaryota; Metazoa; Arthropoda; Insecta; Coleoptera; Chrysomelidae. The record is from the annotation of a GenBank genome assembly.
AUGCUCCUUGAACCUGGCCGGAUAAACCAACGUGCUGCGCUAUGCCGAUGGAAUAUCGCUGGAUACGCCAGGCGUCCCUUUUGGACUACUGCUCCUCAAAAAUCUGGACUUGACCGAUGUAGACUCACGAAAACACACUGA